Acipenser ruthenus (sterlet) is the source of this 3334-nucleotide messenger RNA. RefSeq names its product eukaryotic elongation factor 2 kinase-like. Gene Ontology annotation, biological process: protein phosphorylation. The transcript is spliced from 19 exons. Gene Ontology annotation, molecular function: calcium ion binding; ATP binding; elongation factor-2 kinase activity. Bases 300 to 2522 code for a protein of 740 amino acids. The record is from RefSeq and is a predicted model, not a curated record. NCBI's taxonomy places the organism in Eukaryota, Metazoa, Chordata, Actinopteri, Acipenseriformes, Acipenseridae.
ACUGCGUGCAGGUCUAGUGUGUACGUGCAUUGCAUGGUUGUUGUGAAGGCUUCAUUCAGGGAACAUUAGAAAUCUGAUCCCAGUACACAGAGCCAACCCCCCUGCCGCCCGUCCCACUUUACUCCCCCCUCUCUGGGGCACCACCAGUCUUAUUCUGGACAAUCAGAAACGGGUCAGUGUUGGCAAACCAGUCUGGGAAGAAAGACGAGCUCAAAACAACCAGCUUUCUGUUCUCAAAUAAUUUACCACCGGCUGUCUCUCCAAGUCUGCAGUAAUAAUAACUGUAGCCCACAGCAGCCAUGGCAGACGAAGACCUCAUGUUCAGUAUGGACGGUGUGGACAGUGGUGGGACGAAGCGGGGAGGCUCACUGGAUGACCCAGACAUCGACGAGGAAGACAACUAUUACAUCUGUCCCAUCACAGACGACCCCGUCUACAACAAGGCGAGCGAAAUCUGUAACUACCUGAAGAACCUUAUUCACAACGAGCAGUACUCCUCCAGCGCCCCCUCCCAGACCAGCUUCAACGUCCAGAAAGAAAAAGAGCAGGAAGCCGUCAGUUUUGAGAUGUUAUCUGAACGAGGUCGGACCGCCUGGAAGAAUGCCAUCAGGAAAGCCAAGGCAAUGCCAGACCCCUGGGCAGAAUUCCAUUUGGAGGAAAUUGAAAAGGAGCCCUGCACUCGCUACAGGUACAACGCUGUCACGGGACAGUGGGUGGAGGAUGAAGUCUUCAUCAAGAUGGCAUCGCAGCCGUUUGGCCGGGGAGCUAUGAGGGAAUGCUACAGAACGAAAAAGCUGUCCAAUUUCUCACACAGCCACAACUGGAAGUCAGCCUCAAACUAUGUGGCUAAGCGGUACCUGAUGCCAGUGGACAGAGACGUGUACUUUGAGGAUGUGAGGCUGCAGAUGGAAGCCAAGCUCUGGGGAGAGGAAUACAACCGGCACAGACCCCCCAAGCAGGUUGACAUCAUGCAGAUGUGUAUUGUGGAGAUGAAGAACCGUCCAGGCAAACCUCUAUUCCACCUGGAGCAUUACAUUGAGGGGAAGUACAUCAAAUACAACUCCAACUCGGGCUUCGUGCGCGACGACAACAUCCGCCUCACACCGCAGGCGUUCAGCCACUUCUCGUUCGAGCGCUCAGCUCACCAGCUGAUCGUGGUGGAUAUCCAGGGGGUGGGUGACCUCUACACUGACCCCCAGAUCCACACGGAAUGUGGCACCGACUUUGGAGAUGGAAACCUGGGCAUACGAGGAAUGGCACUAUUUUUCCACUCUCACCUCUGCAACAAGAUUUGCAAAAGCAUGGGCCUCACGCCAUUUGAUAUUUCCCCCAAGGAAAAAGGUGCCCUGGACUGCACCAAUAAGCUCCUGGAAUCGGCAAAGACAGUGCUGCGUGGCUGUGAGGAGAAGUGCGGCAGCCCUCGCGUGCGCACCAUCUCCACAGGUCGCCUCCCCCCACUGCUCUCCCGCCUCUCUGAGUCCUCCUGCCCUGAUGACAUGAGUGACGGGCUCUUCGACUCCCCCCCCUACUCCCCCGCAGGCCACUACCCAGAAUCCUAUGGGAAAUCGCCCCUGGGCUGGUCUCUGUUAAAUGAUGUAGAUGCCGGGUCUUUCGAAGCCAUCAAUAACAUGCAUGAACACAGGGACUCAGAUGGUGGGGACAGUGGCUACCCCAGUGAGAGACGAAGUGAGGGGGACGACAUGGAACACAGAGACAGGCAAAGAGUGGCUAUCGCCUUCAAACCACCCUCCUUUAAUCAUAUAAACAGCCCCCUGAUCAACACGCUGACAGAGGAGAAGUGGAAAGUGUACCACGCGUCUCGCUCGCAUGUUCACCGGCCCUCGUGUGUCGCUGUCGAGGUGGAGAGACUCAACGCCCUGGUGCUGGAGAAGAAGAUCGGCAGGUCCAACCUGGGGAAGGUCCACCUGGCCAUGGUGCGGUACCAUGAGGGGGGUCGGUUCUGUGAGAAGGACGAGGAGUGGGACCGGGACUCUGCCGUCUUUCACCUGGAACACGCUGCGAUGUGUGGGGAGCUGGAGGCCAUUGUUGCCCUGGGCCUCAUGUACUUCCAGAUACCCCACCACAUCCUCACAGACAUCACCCUGGAGGAUACCGACGAGAACCGAAAGAAAGGGUUCACCUACCUGUUGCAGGCCGCUGAAGCCGGGGACCGCCUAUCUAUGAUCUUUGUGUCCCGAGCGUUCGAUUCUGGAGUCACCCUGCCUCCUGACAGGAGCCGGGACUGGAAGGAGGCGGUGUGCUGGUACGACAUGGCGCUCAACAUGACGGAUUACGAUGAGGGCGGAGAGUACGACGGAAUGCAGGAUGAGCCCCGCUACCUCCUCCUGGCUAGAGAGGCCGAGAUGUACAUGGAGGGAGGCUUCGGCCUGGAGCCAGACCCUCAGAAAGCAGGCGAUCUGUUCACAGAGGCAGCGGACGCAGCGAUGGAGGCCUUGAAGGGCAGGCUGGCAAACCAGUACUACAUGAAGGCAGAAGAGGCCUGGAGCUUGAUGGAGGAAUGAGCAGCACACCCACCCCCACGCAGUCACUGCGUCAACGGGCAGCUCUCCCUGGAAAAGGACUCCAACCAGACUGUUGAACUGUUUACAAACCAAAUGUACCUUUCUGUGUUUGUGUCAGUGUUCUGUACUCUCUGGUUGUCGCCUCUGUCUUUUUAUAUGUUUAUCCAGAGCAAAAACAAAAAAAGGGUAUUUUAUGUGGAGUGUGUAAUUUUUAUAUUGGCAAGGAGAUCUUCAAUGUAGCAUUAUCCAUGGAGAUUUGGGGCAGUGAACGUUGUUUUCUCUUGUUUUUGGGGAUCCUAGGAUGUCUUCAUGUCUGGAUAUUUUGUAGGUUACAUUCAGUAUCCUUGUCUUGCCAUAGCUAUGGGAAUUUCUUUGAAUUUUUCUGUGCACUUCUAUCAAAAUCACAUUCAGUAGUAAAAUAUAUGUUUAGCUUAAAGGUAGAACAAAAAAAAAAGAUUUUUGUAAUUUGUAUCAUUGUUAAAAAGGUGGCCUUUUAAAAAAAAAAAAAAAAAGUUUACAUAAAUGUUUAUUUAAAAAAAAAAUGUAUUGCUUUUUUAACCUUAUUUUAAUAGAAAUGUAUGGUAGUUUACUGAAAUAGUUUUCAAGAAAACAAAAACUAACAAAAAAAAAAAAGUUGUACUUGGAAUAUACUGUACAGCUAAAUGAUUAUUGUGUUUGGUUCAUUAAUCUAAAGCUGUUGUGUUUGUUUUAGGAAUCUUAAGCUAUGUAUGCCGAUUAAAUUGUGUACUUGCCUAGCACGUCUGAAUGUGACUGUCUGGUUUCAAAAUUAAAGAUUGUUACAGAUAUUUUCA